Messenger RNA from Colius striatus (speckled mousebird), 1564 nucleotides. It is a transcript of the gene ARF6, whose product is annotated as ADP ribosylation factor 6. The transcript is spliced from 2 exons. Bases 493 to 1020 code for a protein of 175 amino acids. Lineage: Eukaryota; Metazoa; Chordata; Aves; Coliiformes; Coliidae. Gene Ontology annotation, biological process: vesicle-mediated transport; intracellular protein transport. Gene Ontology annotation, molecular function: GTPase activity; GTP binding. Gene Ontology annotation, cellular component: cytoplasm. The record is from RefSeq and is a predicted model, not a curated record.
GGGAAGUGAGGCGGGCUCGCGCGGCGCCUUUUCCGGCGGUGCUGGCUGAGGGAGCGGCGCGCAGUGGAGCCGGCCGCGACCCCGCGGGCGGCCCUCAGGCAGGACGCGGAGCCGCCGCCCCUGAGCCGGCAUCCAUGAGCUGAGGCGCCGGGGUGGGAGCCAAGGCAGGAGCCGGGCGGAGCCGCCGCCUCAGGCCCAGAGGAGGAACGGAGCGCCGCGCGGCCGCUCUUCCCGCGGCGCCCGGGCGGCAGCGCACGGCCGGGCCUCCCCUCGCCUCCCCCACUCUACCCUCCCGCCCCGCUUCUUCCGCAGCCGCCCCAUGCGCGGCCGGCGCUGAGCCCCGCCUGCCCGUGCCCUGACACCCUCCCCCGCCGGGCCGACCCUGCUCCGCUCCGGCCCCCGCCCCGCGCGGGCUGCUCGGGUGGGUCGGCGCUCGCCCUCCGCUCCCCACCCCUCACCCCGGAGGCGCCGAGCCCCUUGGAUGCCGCCGAGAUGGGCAAGGUGCUGUCCAAGAUCUUCGGCAACAAGGAGAUGCGGAUCCUGAUGCUGGGUCUGGACGCGGCUGGUAAAACCACCAUCCUGUACAAACUGAAGCUGGGCCAGUCCGUCACCACCAUCCCCACCGUGGGCUUCAACGUGGAGACGGUUACUUACAAAAACGUCAAGUUCAACGUGUGGGAUGUCGGGGGCCAGGAUAAGAUCCGUCCCCUCUGGAGGCACUACUACACGGGCACGCAAGGGUUGAUCUUUGUGGUGGACUGCGCCGAUCGCGACCGCAUCGACGAGGCCCGCCAGGAGCUCCACCGCAUCAUCAACGACAGGGAGAUGCGGGACGCCAUCAUCCUCAUCUUCGCCAACAAGCAGGACCUGCCUGAUGCCAUGAAACCCCAUGAAAUCCAGGAGAAACUGGGCCUGACCCGAAUCAGGGAUAGGAAUUGGUACGUGCAGCCCUCCUGUGCUACUACAGGGGAUGGACUCUAUGAAGGGCUGACAUGGUUAACAUCCAAUUAUAAAUCCUAAUGAGAGAAUAACUAUUUAGUCUACAAAGAAUUAAAAGAAAAAAAUAAACCCACGUGGCUUUCCAGAAGAAUGAUUCUCUACUGAAAAGCAAAAACAAAAGCAUCCAUAGGAUUUUGAUCACCUUUCUCCAGUUACCACCCUUUCCUUCUGCACACUUGACUGGAUUCCUGUUUUAACUCUUCUUGCUUGGCGUUAGGAUGCUCUAAUCUCCGAAUGUGACACGAACACAAGCCCUAGAUGCUAUGGCAGACUUCCAGCAAACAGGGGAAAGACACAUUGUAGACUUGCUAAGUAACUUUUUUUUCAUUUGUUUUUUGUUCCUCUUGAUAGCCCUUAAUGAUGGUUUGGUUAUUUUGGGGGAUGGUUGGGGGAGGGGUACCGUUUUCAGUGUAUGCUUUCUGGUUCUACUUUUUUGAUGAUAUAUAUCUAUUUUUUCCCCCCUUCUAUCACUUGCUGUAGAUUGCUACUUUUUUGCAUUCAUGCAGAAUAUGUUGAUAGGUCUCUACUUCAUCUAGUAAACUGAAAAUUAUUGCUUAAAAUCAAA